UAACAACGGUUGCUACCAACGCGGGCUGCUGGGCGCCUGCUGUUUAUCCUGAGAGUCUCACUCGGUUUUUACUUUUCAAACUUUCAGCUGCAAGGCGCGGUGUAACCAUGCCUCGAGGAAGAUCGGCCAAAAGUGCCCACUCAGACAGCAGUGAGAUGGAUAUCGAUGGUACAGCAGAAUCAGAGAUAGCCAAACUGCAAAGACAGUUCAGGAUCAUGGAAGGAGAUCGGCAGGCCUACAACAUUCAGGCCCGGGAGCAGAUCCGCAAACAACAGCAGGAGAUAGACAAGCUGCUGAAGGAGCAGGCGGAGCUGCAACGAAACCUUGGUGUAUGUAAGAGCUUGUUCCGCCAACAGCAGGACAGUCAGGACACAGAGAGUCUUCGUGCUUUGCUGGAGCAGAGAGACAUGCUAGAGAAGGAGCUGGGGAACGAGAAGCAAAGUCAAAAAGAACUAGAAAGAGAGAUCUCAAACAUAGAGCUGAAGCUGGCCGAGCUGAGAAAAGGAGAGUUCAGUACUAGUGACACACAAAGAUCUGAGGUACGGCGGACAAAGAAGGCCAUACGCACGCUGGAAUACAAACUGGACAGAGCUUUGACCCGCUUCAAUGAGCAGCUGACCAAAAACAGCCACCUGAGAGAGGAGCUGCAGACGCUGCAUAUUGAACGUGCCCGUUUCCAGCAACUACACAGGAGGCUGGACAAGGAACUGGAGGCGGUCCGCAAGAAGAUCGGGGAAACUAUCAACUUGUCCACUGCUGCUUAUGAUGCUAGGGUGGAGGCUCAGUCCAAAAUGACCAUGAUGAGGGAGAAGGCAGUGAAGGACCUUGCCCAGUACAAUGCUGAGAUGAAAGAACUGGAAAGGGUUAUUGCACAUGAGUGUAGCCUGAAAGAUUUUAUGACCACCAAGUGCAGCGAGAGGAGUGGGCAGGACGACGGCCACGAAAUGGGACACAGACAAUUGUCAGAACUGAAGGAGCAGCGGAGGAUGGACUCAGGGGAAGAGUCGCUGGAUGCUCUGGAGGAGGUUCUUGAGAGGAUCCAGACAGUGACAGGAGAGGACAAUCUGGACAUGCUGGUCACCAGGUUCAUCCAGAUUGAAGACCGGAACUUUGCACUCUUCAAUUUUGUUAAUGAGCAAAACAAUGAGGCUGAAGCACUGAGGGAUCAAAUCAGCCAGAUCCAAGAAGAGAUGGGGCAGUUUCGAGUGAAAGGUUUGCAGCACGAACACAAUCACUGCUCUUUCCUGAGAGAAAUUGAUGAGCAACAAAAGGAGACUGAAUCCCAGGCUGAGGCCUGUGAAAACAAAGGCAGCAUCAUAAGAAAAAUCCUGCAGGAGAUUAAAACAGGAGUGAACGGCACCUUCUCUAAGAUGGAGUGUGACCGCUCAGUGGUAGAGGAUAUGCUGGGUUCCUCCACAGGAAUCAGUGAGAACAACAUCAUGUCCUAUCUUGGUCUGGUGGAACAGAAGACUAAUGAGCUACUCACCAUACAAGCUUUCCUCAAUUCUAAAGAUCUGGAAAAAGACUACAAUCCAAAAGACCUGGCCAAAUUCCUUCUGGGUCAAAAUCCAGAACUGCUUCAGCAGACUAUCAGUAUCCAACCUGCAGUCAACAGUGUGGAGCAUGAUGCAGAAGAGUCUCCUGUCACUGAUGAGGAAGAAUGGCCACUUUCACAGGGGGAACUUCGCAAAAGAAUAAUGAAAGGGGUUCAGCAGAAGGAGAACUCAGUCCAGCAGGCAGCGACCAAAGCCUCAAAGAUCAGUCAGCAUUUCCAAGGCAGACGGCGUUCCCUGGAAGAUGCACCGAUCUGA
Molecule: messenger RNA, 1811 nt
Organism: Xiphias gladius (swordfish)
Lineage: Eukaryota; Metazoa; Chordata; Actinopteri; Istiophoriformes; Xiphiidae
Gene: odad1
Product: outer dynein arm docking complex subunit 1
Exons: 15
Coding region: 108-1811 (567 amino acids)
Biological process (GO): cilium movement; outer dynein arm assembly
Cellular component (GO): axoneme
Source: RefSeq, a predicted model, not a curated record